Molecule: messenger RNA, 2166 nt
Organism: Pyrus x bretschneideri (Chinese white pear)
Lineage: Eukaryota; Viridiplantae; Streptophyta; Magnoliopsida; Rosales; Rosaceae
Product: dual specificity protein phosphatase 12-like
Exons: 6
Coding region: 654-1754 (366 amino acids)
Biological process (GO): protein dephosphorylation
Molecular function (GO): protein tyrosine/serine/threonine phosphatase activity
Source: RefSeq, a predicted model, not a curated record
GAACAGGACCCUUCCAACAAGAGUGAAAUAUGAGUAGGUUGGUUUGAAUGCGCUUUUAAAAUAAUUAAAAGGAUUUUUGAUGAAAAUCAUUUUAUACUUAAAAUAUUUUAGUCGUCAAGAUUAUAAAGGCAUACGUCCGAUCCAAUCAAUGGCUCCGGAGCUCCGCCAACCAACUCAUCACCCUUGCGAACAAAUAAAUCAGUCGAUCAAGCGACGGUGCUGGUCUUUCCACGUUACCAUGCAGCUCAUCCUGCUUUCGAUUAUGAACACGUGGAAAGCCAGUCGUACAUCGUCCACAAACCUCGCACGUGCAGAAUCUGUACACUAACAGGCCACAUCAGUUAGUCGCACGUGCGAAACGCUUCCGACUAUAAAUUUGGAAGGCAGAAGCCGCUCCGCUGAAAAGAGGAACAGCGAAGCUCCCCUCCGGCGAAUUCCGGAUAGAAAUUAUCGUCAUUUUCAGUUCGAUUCUUGAUUAAUUUUGUUUUGUUAUCAUCAUUUUCAGUAAUCCAAUAGAAGUUAUCGUUUUUUUCCGGCGAAUUCCGUUUCCAAGCCGACCCAGUAAUCAGCCGAAUAGCGUAGAGAAAGGGGGGAAAUCUCAUUUUUGUUAUGCCAACUUGGGUUAAGGAGAAUCCCAUUAUUUGUUAGUGGUCAUGCCGUACCGUGUUCGUGAAAAUCUGUUCAUCGGCAACAUCAGUGAUGCAGCAGAGAUUCUCCAAAAUGGUAGCACAGAGAUCACGCAUAUUCUAUCGCUUCUUAGUUCAGCGUCGGUAUCGUUUUUCUUCGAAUGGAAGGGUUUAACAAUUCCCACAAAGGAAAUUAAGAAGGUGUAUGCUGGCGGGUCUGGUGGUGCCUCGGCUUCCGAGGAUGAUUCCGGUGACGGGAAAGAAAGUUGUUCAGCGUCCGAUAAGCUUUUGUACUUGUUGGAAUAUGCAGGCAAGGAUUUGAAGCUGGUGAGAAUGGGGGUUCCACUGAGAGAUAUGGAGAAUGAAGAUUUGUUGGAUCAUUUGGACGUAUGUUUGGAUUUUAUUGAUAAGAGUAGAAAAGAGGGGUCUGUUUUGGUCCAUUGCUUUGCUGGCGUGUCUAGAAGUGCAGCUAUCAUUACAGCAUAUCUGAUGAGAACAGAACAUCUAUCACAAGAAGAUGCACUAAAGUCCCUGCGGCAAAUCUGUAAGUCUGUUUGCCCCAAUGAUGGUUUUCUUGAUCAGCUAAAAAUGUAUGAGAAUAUGGGCUUCAAGGUGGAUCAUGCCAGCCCCAUAUAUAGGUCUUUUCACCUGAAAGUAUUAGGUGAAUCUUAUCAUCGUGGGAAUAGAAUAGACAGUUCUAUAUUUGGAGCAGAUCCUGGUGUGGCUACUGAAGUUGCCUCUGGAGUGGAAGAAACUUCAAAUGAAGGAAAAACUGUUAAACCAGCUUUCCGCUGCAAGAAAUGUCGAAGAGUUGUUGCAUUGCAGGACAAUGUUGUGGAUCACAUUCCAGGUGAGGGAGAGCAAUCCUUCAGCUGGCACAAGCGAAAAAGUAGCAACUCAUAUAAUAAGUCUAAGGAUUCUGAAUCUGAAUGUUCAUCCAUUUUUGUUGAGCCUCUAAAGUGGAUGGCAGCAGUCGAAGAAGGUGCAAUGGAGGGAAAGUUGUCCUGUGUGCAUUGUGAGGCUCGCUUGGGUUACUUCAAUUGGGCAGGCACCCAAUGCAGUUGUGGAAGCUGGAUCACCCCUGCCUUCCAGCUCCACAAAAGCCGAGUUGACGUCAGCACCAUCUAAUAUCUGUCAAAAAAAGGAGAAAGGGUCCAAUACCUCUCCAAGGAAUAUUUAGUACAUCAGUAGUGCCAGAAUACCGUUUAACAAGGUAUAAAAUUUCGGAGACAAUCAGCUAUCCACAGAGGAAAAGGAGUCUUGUUGAUCAAGUUUUUCAUACUGUGUACUGAGGUUUCAAUUGAGCAGCUGCAGCCUGCAGCUAUAAAAAUGCAGUGUUGAUCUGUCGCAAAUAAGAUUUUGGAGAUUCGGGUUUUGUUUUUCGUUCUUUCGUACGGGAGCUCAGUUAGGUAACUGAAAAUGUUGCCAUGGAGGUAUGUUUGGCAUGAACUGUUAUGGUUACAACUAGAAUUCAAGUCUGCGUUGUAAUAACAUGGUAAAGUGGUACAGGAAAGUACAAAAUUACCCUUUCAUCUGUUUC